Solanum dulcamara is the source of this 351-nucleotide messenger RNA. RefSeq lists its product as uncharacterized. The transcript has a single exon. Bases 1 to 351 code for a protein of 116 amino acids. The record is from RefSeq and is a predicted model, not a curated record. NCBI's taxonomy places the organism in Eukaryota, Viridiplantae, Streptophyta, Magnoliopsida, Solanales, Solanaceae.
AUGGCUUAUCUUUUAUUGUAUGUCGAUGAUAUUAUUUUAACUGCUUCCUCUAAUGCGCUCUACCGGUCUAUCAUAUCGCUUUUUAGCUCCAAAUUUGCUAUGAAGGAUAUGAGCCAAUUGAGUUAUUUCUUGGGCAUUGCUGUCACUCGUCAUACAGACAGUUUAUUUUUAUCUCAAAAGAAGUAUGCGGCCGAGAUCAUUGAUCGAGCUGGCAUGUCAUCGUGUAAGCCAUCUCCUACUCCGAUUGCUCCAAAAUCGAAGCUCAGGGCUACUACGAGCAUACCAUUUGAGGACCCAUCUCAUUAUUGGAGUCUUGCAGAGGCACUGCAAUACCUCACGUUCACGCGAUAG